Messenger RNA from Miscanthus lutarioriparius, 519 nucleotides. The record is from the annotation of a GenBank genome assembly. Lineage: Eukaryota; Viridiplantae; Streptophyta; Magnoliopsida; Poales; Poaceae.
AUGAAGCGCCAUGGCAAGCGCCUGGACCAUGAGGAGCGCAAGCGCAAGCGUGAGGCGCGCGAGGUGCACAGGCGCUCGAAGGAUGCCCGCAAUUUGCUUGGUGCUAAGGGCUGUUGUAGUUACGUGGGUCUCUGCUUGAAUUGGCUUUUUUGCAGCCUGAAAAUGCACGAUGAAUUAACUAAACGACAGAAGGUUGAUGAUGAUGAUGUCCAAGAGGGUGCUCUUCCUCCGUAUCUACUGGAUCGUGAUCAGACACAUCGUGCCAAGGUUCUCAGCAACACAAUCAAGCAAAAGAGGAAGGAAAAGGCUGGCAAAUGGGAUCUUAUCCGGAGUCGUCGCUCAUCAGGUGAAAUCGAUGAACUCAGGAAGAGAAGUGAAGAAGCUGAGGAAAAGCUGGCGAGGACACAAAAGGAGAUGGAGGAGUACAAGAAGCUGACAGAGAUAAACAACAAGGCAAUGGAGGAGAACAAUGCGCUGCUCAAGCGUAUCUUGGCCAUCAACAAUGCUUCUUCGACAUGA